UCAACUCAGCAUUCGCCAGCCAGCAGCAUCACUUCCCAUGUGCAUUGCCACUUCUUCCUUGCUCGCCAAAAGAUUUUUGCAGAAAAAUCCAGAAGAUUGUUCUUCAUUGUUCUUGUAGCCAGGGACACGAAUUAGUAGCUAAUACAGGACGACCCAGUGUACCGCUGGUGACGACGAGUUCUUCGAGAAUCAUCUGCUGAAGAAGGAAAGGAAUCAGUAAUUCUGCGCCGAGCUUAAUAAUCUCUUUGGUGGUGACAAAAACGGUCAGGAAACUAGUACAAGUAACAUGGUGAAGGAAACGCAGUACUACGACAUUCUCGAAGUAAAACCGGGAUGUACAACGGAUGAGUUAAAGAAAGCCUAUAGGAAACUUGCCCUCAAGUACCACCCAGACAAAAAUCCCAAUGAAGGGGAGCGAUUCAAGUUGAUCUCGCAAGCGUACGAAGUUUUGAGCGACCCCGAUAAACGCCGCGUUUAUGAUGAAGGUGGCGAGGAUGCUAUCAAGGGUGGUGGUAACACCGGUCCUGGAGGAUUCAGCUCUCCUAUGGACAUAUUCGACAUGUUCUUUGGCGGCGGAGGUGGCUUUGGUGGGGGCAGAGGUCGUCGGCAAGAACGUAAAGCGAAAAACGUGGUUCAUCAAUUGUCUCUGCCCUUAGAAGACCUGUACAACGGCACGACUAGAAAACUCGCCGUCCACAAGAACGUUAUAUGUGAAAAAUGUUCUGGUAGUGGCAGCAAGUCAGGAAAAGCUCCAGAGAAAUGUCCAGGCUGUAAGGGCCAAGGGAUGAUCUUCCGUGUACAACAGCUUGGCCCAGGAAUGAUUCAACAAAUCCAAACAGUGUGCCAUGAUUGUCAAGGUGCUGGAGAGCGUGUCAAUCCUGCUGACCGUUGCAAAAACUGUCAAGGGAAGAAAAUAAUCAAAGAUAAGAAAAUCAUCCAAAUUCAUGUCGACCGAGGCAUGCAAGAUGGAGAGAAAAUAACUUUACACGGCGAAGGAGACCAAGAACCAGGAAUUGCGCCUGGUGAUAUUAUCAUCGUUGUCGACGAAAAGCCUCACCCAGUGUUCAAACGUGCAAACCAUGAUUUGAUCAUGACCAUUGAUCUUGAGUUAGUUGAAGCUUUGUGCGGCUUCCAAAAGACAAUUGAAACCCUUGACGGUCGACAAUUGGUUAUUACCAUGAUUCCAGGAGAAGUUAUUAAACCUGGUGAAGUUAAAUGUGUCAUGAACGAAGGGAUGCCAGUUUCUGGAGAUUACACGCACAGAGGGAAACUCAUUAUCCAAUUUAAUGUCAACUUCCCCAAGGAAAUUCCUCCAGAAUUGGUAGCAACUCUAGAAAACUGUUUGCCUCCGAGAAAUGAGUGCAUCAUUCCAGACGGCUCGGAGGAAGUCACCCUAAUGGACUUUGACCCAAAGAAUCAUACUCGACGACGCCAAUAUGCGCACGAAGAGGAUGACGAACCCCGUGGUCAAGGAGUUCAAUGUCAGUCACAUUAGAAAGUAAUAAUAUCCACCUUGAUUUCGCUCCUUUUGUCGUCUGGUCAUCAUUGAAUAUUAGUAGAUCUUUACACUCAAAAAUCUUAUACUACUUCGUACUCACGUUUUCUCAUUUACACUACACGACCCAUCCUAUACUCGUUCUCCUUCCGUCUCAUUGUUAGAUUCGCUUCCUCGUCCUAAUCGGGAUCAUUUAUUCGGUAAUGUAUGACAAGGUUCAAAGUUACUAUUUGAAAAUCCAAAAAUAAACGAUACAUAAACUGCAGAAUUGUGAGCAAUUGAGUUAAAUGUCAACUUUCUCAUCUAUGUAUCUACAUGACAUGUUAUUUAUUAUUAUAUUUCAUCCUAUAUUUGAAUAUCACUUUUCAAGCAAAACAUUUCAGUUAGUAAUCAUCCAUAGAUCAAAAAAAGUAUCAAUUUAACUAUACCUCUACUAAAGACGAAGUAUUAGUAAGCUUUGUUUUAGUCUUAGUUUAAAAAAUUGUAAAUGACGAUAAAAUAUAUAUUAUUGCCUCAUUUUUUUGUGCGAGUGAUGUGUGUCCGAUUUUCAAAGAAAUUAUAUAUUACUUUUAUUAUUCGCUAUGUAUGUACUUAUUCUUAGGGGUGCUUCUGUGAUUUUGUUUUGUGUGGAUUCUCCAUAAUAAUUGUACUUGUAGGCAUUGACAUUAGUUAUAUGAUUACUAUGCACAAGUGCGAUCAUACAUUUUACUUGUACCUUAUGAAUAUAUUUGUCGCUUGUAAAAUAUUGACCGUAUUACAAUUUUUUGUUACAAUUACAGUUAUUGAAAUACUUAUUGCAAUACAAAGGCGUCUUAAUAGAAUUAGUCGACUAUGAUAAAUAAGUAGAGUAAAAUGUCAAAAAUGAUUUUGUGUUUGGAGAAAUCACAACGCACAGCAGCAGCAGAAUGAUACACGUUCUCACUAUUAAGUCUACCUAUCUAUGUACAAUGAUACAAUAAUAAGUGUAAUUUUAUGUACAACGCAUUUAUGCAGUAAUAAAACGGGAGAAGUAAUGUCCAAUCUCAACUCGA
Messenger RNA from Folsomia candida, 2526 nucleotides. It is a transcript of the gene Droj2, whose product is annotated as dnaJ homolog subfamily A member 1. Gene Ontology annotation, molecular function: Hsp70 protein binding; ATP binding. Gene Ontology annotation, biological process: protein refolding; response to heat. Bases 287 to 1495 code for a protein of 402 amino acids. Gene Ontology annotation, cellular component: cytoplasm; cytosol. The transcript has 8 exons. The record is from RefSeq and is a predicted model, not a curated record. NCBI's taxonomy places the organism in Eukaryota, Metazoa, Arthropoda, Collembola, Entomobryomorpha, Isotomidae.